CGCAGAGAAAGUAACAUGGAAGAAGCGAAAACGGGAUCCGAGGCAAUGGAUGCAGCAAAUUGUGCAAAGACUCAAGACAUGAACGGGAAUGGUAUACAAAGAGGUCCAAUCUCAGCCAAGGAACCUGCAGCCCAGAGUAACAACAACAAACAAGAACUAAAACUGGCUUUUGCAGCACUAGACGUUGAUAAAGACGGUGUUUUAUCAAAGGACGAAAUGAAGGCGGGUUUCAAGAUGCUGGGGUUUAACGUUAGUGGCCAUAUGUUGGACGCCAUGUUCGAGGAGGCCGACACAGAUGGAGAUGGCGUCAUCAACUUCACAGAAUUUUGUCGGGUAAUGUCAUUAUGACCAACUGCAUGGAGAUAUAAAAACUGACAGGUUCCGUUUGAAAUGAAUCCCAUGUUACAGAAAAUACGAAUACAGCGGAUUUGGUAUUGCCCAGAGUCGACAACAAACGCUUGCAUCUUUGUUUCAAAACUUGCAUAUGCAUGUGUCAUUCUAUACAGUUCAUCACGAUGAAAAUGAAACUAUUCUAUGUGACCUACGGAAACACUUCUUAACCCAUACAUGAAUGACAGGUUCGAAAAGACAAAACGGACUCUUCUUGGCCAAAGGCCGAGUUCUGUGCAAAAGAGAGAGACAAAGGAUUUACGUUUAUCACUCACUGGUUUCUGGAUGAAUGGUUCAUUGCAGUUGCAUGAUCUUUGCAUCAAGACGUACGCACCUUACACCUGUCUUGGAUUGAUUCUACAAACACACCACCAAGAGAAUGCGUAUGGACGAGUUUUGUGGCAUUUUCACUAGCAGACCGGAGUCCCUGUACGUCCAUAUAGCAAUGGUUCCAGCCAAAGACGGCGCGCAUAUGUUAAAGGAUUCUCAAGAGGAAUCCCAUGAUCGUUUAUUGGAAGGGAGUCGAAUCCCACUGCUCGUCUGUGUCUCUGGUAUAUCAGUCUGUUUUUUAGCUAAGCUGGAACUUGAUAUAUCGUCUUAAUCUCGAAAGACCAUCUUGAGCUAAACCUGAAACCUGAAAGUUUCACUCCUGAAGUACACCGCCAAAGUGGUGUUACGAAUUUGUUUUGCGACAAUUUAUUUAUUUAUUUGAAUGAUGUUUUAUGCCGCACUCAAGAAUAUUUCACUAAUACGACAAAGGCCUGCAUUAUGGUGGGAGGAAACUGGGCAGAGCCCUUCGGGAAAACUCACGACCAUCCGCAGGUUGUUUUGAGACAAAGUUCAUGUUAUAUAUACAAGUAUAGGGCAGUUUCGUGAUCGUACAUGUGCUUUGCAUCAUAUACAUUCUAGCCAUGCAAUAUAAAGCGUUAUUGUAAGUGAAAAAGAAAUUGGGUCGUUUCAGCACAAAACUAAAAUUUGCAAUCAAUAGAGCACCUGGGCUGAAUCUCAAUAUUCGACCAGGCCUGCAUAUAAUUGUACUCUACUUUGUAUAUGUGCACGUGUAUAUGUGCAAAUAAAGUGUAUUGUAAUCCUUAAUUAUAUACUGUGACUAACCUGGGAUCAAUAUGUAGUCUAGUUAGUUAAAAUCCAAAGAUGAACUUCACUUACAGUGUAUAUAUUAUAAGCCCUUACAGAUGUGCUGUGCACAUUAUAGAUAGUGCGCCAUCAAGUUAUGAAUGUCCCUUCAACUGACCCAUCAGCUUUCGGCUGUGGUUUAUUUAAAGUAAAUAAAUAUACCAUAUAAAUUAGCCUCCAUCAACAAGGGAGAUAUUUGUAUUGUUAGACUAUCUUGAUCAGCCUUGUCACCUGCAUAUACCACAGGUAGGUGUUAUACCGUGUGCGUCUGGUGGACUGAAGUCAUACAAACACAGAGGUCACGCCUCAGCAUAGUGUAUAUAAGGUCAUUAUUCCAAUGCAUAGGUUACUAUAGUUCCUCAGAUUUACUGGCCACCUGACCCAUAUAUGUCAGUUUGUCACAGUUCAAGAUUUACAAGUUAAGCCGCACGAAAAGGCAUCUAAUAUUAUCGACUGUAUACAGAAAUAAACGUUGUGACACCUCUCCUGUCCAUCCACCAGUGAUACAUUAUAUAGGGCUAUACACCGACCACACCCCCUACGUCUUAAAGCCCAUAUAACUUGUCGAUUUUGGACAUAAUCUGAAUUAAAAUAACCAUACAGUUAAUUCAAUUUUGGGGUUUGGCAUGUAUAUAUUUUUGUUUUUAAGUAUAGCUCUCUUCAGGAAGACGUGCUUCCAAUACAUGCUUUUCUUCAAGGUUUUUUUUUAUAAUUUUAAUUUCUGAUAACCUGUUACCAAAUAGCAGAGCAAGGAAAUUGACAAAAUAGCACCAAAAGUGAACACAAUAUGCAAUCAGUUACAAUGAAGUCACCUACCAAGUUUCGAUUCAGUACAGUGAACAGCUUUGGGUAAAAGUCUGGAAAUUAGUUCACAUUUAGACAAAUGCAGUUAUAACUGCAUUGAAAUUUAUCUUUAAGUCGUCAUGGUGA
Liolophura sinensis is the source of this 2454-nucleotide messenger RNA. RefSeq names its product calmodulin-like protein 5. NCBI's taxonomy places the organism in Eukaryota, Metazoa, Mollusca, Polyplacophora, Chitonida, Chitonidae. Gene Ontology annotation, molecular function: calcium ion binding. The record is from RefSeq and is a predicted model, not a curated record. Bases 16 to 348 code for a protein of 110 amino acids. The transcript has 4 exons.